AUCCUUGUUACCGCUUUGACUUUACUGGUGACUUAUUAUAUUUAUAAGAGACGUGGACUUCCUCCAGGACCGUGGGGUUUACCCAUUAUUGGAUUUUUGCCAUGGUUGGAUCCCAUUGCACCAUAUUUAACGUUAACUAAGUUAUCGAAGAAGUACGGAUCCAUAUAUGGGCUCAGUCUGGGAAAUGUAUACGCAGUAGUAUUAACAGACCCAAAAAUUAUUAAAUCUUUAUUUUCUAACGAUUCAACUACUGGUCGAGCUCCCUUAUAUUUGACCCAUGGAAUAAUGAAAGGUUACGGUCUCAUUUGCGCAGAAGGCGAACUAUGGAGAGAACAAAGAAGAUUCGUUCAUAACUGCAUCCGACAAUUUGGUGGGUCGAAAAUAGGCCCACAGAGGACUAAAAUGGAAAAACUCAUCAUGACGCACGCUAAUGAAUUUGUGAAUUACAUUGGCAAUUCAGGAGAGGACACUGCACUCGACCCAUUAGAACCACUUCGGCACAGUUUGGGGUCAGCCAUAAAUUUAUUCGUUUUUGGGAUAUCGUGGUCACGGAAUGAUGAUAUAUGGAUUUGGCUACAAGAGAUACAAGAAGAAGGUACCAAGCAUAUUGGAGUUGCCGGACCUUUGAAUUUUUUGCCUUUUUUGAG
Molecule: messenger RNA, 647 nt
Organism: Leptinotarsa decemlineata (Colorado potato beetle)
Lineage: Eukaryota; Metazoa; Arthropoda; Insecta; Coleoptera; Chrysomelidae
Gene: phtm
Product: cytochrome P450 enzyme phantom
Biological process (GO): xenobiotic metabolic process
Cellular component (GO): cytoplasm; intracellular membrane-bounded organelle
Molecular function (GO): steroid hydroxylase activity; oxidoreductase activity, acting on paired donors, with incorporation or reduction of molecular oxygen, reduced flavin or flavoprotein as one donor, and incorporation of one atom of oxygen; heme binding
Source: RefSeq, a predicted model, not a curated record